Anisakis simplex (herring worm) is the source of this 363-nucleotide messenger RNA. Lineage: Eukaryota; Metazoa; Nematoda; Chromadorea; Rhabditida; Anisakidae. The record is from the annotation of a GenBank genome assembly.
UUCAAUUUCUGGCAUGCAAUCAUUGAUCGAACUCAGCCACGAUUUCAUCAGAAUUCAAAACUGAUUGUAGUCGAGGGGAACGUCGGAUCUGACAAGACCACAACUGCACGUGAAUUGGCCGAACAACUUGGAUUUUAUUUCAUGCCAGAGUUCAAAAUGGAGCAUAUUUUGAUUGAUCGUUACGGUAAUGACAUGCGAAACUUCUACCAUCUUUUCCCAAAACGCUUCCGUAUCCCCGAUAUGCAAAUGUUUUACGAAGAUCCAAUGUCGGACAUGACUGCUGUGAUGCGUGAUCGAAUAUUCAAUUGUCGUUUCGAUCAGUAUUUGAAUGCAAUCGCUCAUAUUCUGAACACAGGUGAUUGA